Messenger RNA from Prosopis cineraria, 1133 nucleotides. RefSeq lists its product as uncharacterized. The transcript is spliced from 5 exons. The coding region runs from base 81 to 830 and encodes 249 amino acids. NCBI's taxonomy places the organism in Eukaryota, Viridiplantae, Streptophyta, Magnoliopsida, Fabales, Fabaceae. The record is from RefSeq and is a predicted model, not a curated record.
AUUUAUCCCGGCUUCCCUGCCACGCUAGAAAAUAGGAAUGGUUCCAGAAGAAAGUUAAAAAAGCGAAGAAGAAGAAGAAUAUGCAAUCAGUGUUUGCUUCGAGUUGGAGCUUUUGCUCGUACCAACUCAGUCACUCUCCUCGCCGCAAAAUAUCCACAUCUUAUCUUCUCAAGCCAGUCUGUGCUCAGAGACAAGAAAGCACCACAAGCCCUACAACUUCAUGGCCUUCCGUUUCGUUUUCACUUUUUGGUUCUGGCUUCUUCCUCGGCCCCCUCUUCGACGGCCUCCAUUCUAGAGUCAAUCUUGUGGUAUACCGAUCAGGCUCCAUUGAUUUAGGCCCCCUCCACACCAACGUCUGGGUCCCCUUUUUGCUGGGUUCGUUUUAUUGCGUUCUUGGGUUGCUCCAGCUCUAUCUGGAUGAAAGGGUCUUUGACAACGUUCAAGACGCAAGUUUUCGAAAAACAAUCGCCUCUCUGAUAUUGGUAGCAUUCUUUAUUGAACUGAGUGCUGAAAUUUACAAAGCCGGGAUAGCAGACAAUAUUGAAGCCUACAUACUGUUCGCCGCGGCAGAAUUAUUAUGGCUUUUGUUGGACCGGACUUGGUCCGGUUUCACUCUUGCAUGCUUCGUUGGUCUUGCUUGCCCACUCGCUGAGAUUCCCCUAAUGAAACUUCUCCACCUUUGGUACUAUCCACAAGCCAAUAUCGAAAUCUUUGGCCAGGGACUAGUUACAUGGACGGCCACUUGCUACUUCGUGUAUACGUUUCUCCUAAUCAAUUUAUCACGAUGGUUCAGAACAGUCUUUACUGCCAAAACAGACAAGUCAGCCUAGAAUAGAUGUGUUGUAUCUUGGGGCUGGGGGCCAGCCAAACUGGGAGAAAGAACAGCAAACAAACAUUAAGAUUAUCAAGAGAUUAGGCCAGCGUUAUAUUGGACUAUAAUAACAUGCAUUUUUUGUUUUUGGGCAAGUUGACGAAUACAGUAUUUCCCGAUCAUGGUAAGGCCUUAACUUCUGAACUCAAUGUCUCCCUAGCUGAAUCAGCUAGCGUUAUGUAUAAGAGGAUUAAAAAAACAGCCCAGACUAACAAUGUAUGCUCCGAAAGCUUUUAAUAAUUUUACGUGCUUUAUGCUGCUA